AUGCGUCGACCUCUCACUGCCGUCCUUCCACUCCUCGUUGCCGCUUCCAAUGUCGCUGCCCUUGGGAGUCAAUGCUCAAGUCCUCUCGGUGGAGGAAGUGCAGCUUCUUCAGAUCCGUUUUGGAUGAAGAACAUUGCACGUCAAGGAACGUCGCCCUUCAAUCCGAGUGGUCCAUCCUAUCAGGUCUAUCGUGAUGUCACGGCGGCGCCAUACUUUGCCAAAGGCAAUGGUGUUGACGAUGACACAGAUGCUAUUAAUCGGGCAAUUGCAGAUGGUGCUCGUUGUGGAGAUUUGAACUGCCAGUCGUCCACCUUGACACCGGCGCUCAUCUACUUCCCCAGCGGAAACUACUUGAUCACGAAACCCAUCGUCCAAUAUUAUUAUACUGCUCUCGUCGGCGAUGCGAAGAACAAGCCACACAUCGUUGCCCGUGGGGACUUCACCGGCAUCGCUCUCAUUGACGCAAACGUUUAUACGGGCGGUCCCAUACCAGCAGGAGGAUGGAAUUGUCCCAGUAGUGAUCCCCAAUGGUACUGUCCCGUGAACAACUUCUUCCGCUCCGUCCGAAACCUGGUCCUCGACACUCGUAAUAUACCGGCAAAUCAAUUCGGGACAGGCAUCCAUUGGCAAGUCGGUCAAGCCACUUCACUUAUUGGCAUCGAUUUCUUGUUAUCAACCGCUGCUGGGAAUUCGCACCAAGGCGUCUUCAUAGAGAACGGCUCUGGAGGCUUCAUAGCGGACCUCACAAUUAGCGGCGGUGCAUUCGGCCUUUGGGUUGGGAAUCAACAGUUCACCAUUCAGAAUGUAAAGAUUGACGGAGCCGAUAUCGCCAUCUCGCAGCAAUGGAAUUGGCAGUUCACCUACAAGAAUAUUGUCAUUACCAAUGCUCGCAUUGGCUUCUCUGUCAACACGAAUGGCCAAACGGAAGCAAAUCAGUCUACUGGUUCAAUGACUAUCCUCGACAGUUCGAUUAGUGCCAAUGUAGCAGCGAUUCAGACCAACACUGAUCAAUCUUCCAAACUUGCAGGGGCCAUCUUCCUCCAGAAUGUCAACUUGGAUGGCUCAGCGACCGGAUUUGUGGACGGUGCUGGGCAUACCUUCCUUCCUGGAGGCGGAACUGUGAACCAAUUUAUUCUCGGCAACGUAUAUUCGGCAGGGAAUUCAACCUCACAUUCGUACAACACGCAACCUGUUCCAGGCCCAACUCUCCCGGCUCAAUUGCUCGAUCCCACGAGCAGCAACAAUGGUGUCUUCUUCCGCACGCGACCCCAGUAUAACAACUACGCCGUGGACGAGUUUGCAUCGGCCAAGUCGAACGGCGUGAAAUGCGAUGGCACCACCGACGACACUGAAGCCCUUCAAUCCUUCAUUGACAAGUUUUGGGGCUGUAAAAUCCUAUAUCUUGACGCCGGGGUGUGCAAGGUAUCCAACACCAUCACUAUCCCAACUGGGUCGAUUGUAGUGGGGGAGUUUUGGACCACGAUCUUGGCAUCUGGCUCGGUUUUCAAUGACCCCAAUAGCCCGAAGGCCGUUCUUCAAGUUGGGAACCGUGGGGACAAUGGUGGCGUGGAGAUCUCAGAUAUUGUCGUCUCGACUGUUGGAGGGUCCGCCGGUGCGAUUGCUAUUGAGUGGAAUACUAAUGGCCCUACUGGACAAGUGGGGGCCUGGGAUGUCCAUGUUCGUAUUGGCGGUGCUGUCGGAACAAACAUGCAAGUCAGUCAAUGUCCGACAACAACCACAGCAACUUCUUGUAUGGGCGCCUUUUUGGGGCUGCAUAUCCGUGGUGGCGGUUAUUUCGAGAACCUGUGGGUGUGGACUGCUGACCAUGACCUGGAUGAUCCCGGUCAACGCCAAAUUAACGCAUUCAGUGCUCGCGGUGUUUUCAUCGACCAUGCUUCCGGUCCCGUUUGGCUUGCCGGCACUGCAUCAGAACAUGCGGCAAGUCUUUUUUCUGCUUUCACGCUUCCUUCUGACCUUCUGGACAAGGUUUUCUACCAAUAUAGCAUCGUUGGUUCCCAAAACGUAUAUAUGGGAAUGAUUCAGACCGAGACGCCCUACUACCAGCCAACCCCGGCGCCACCGAAUCCGUUCUCAGCGCUGGGCGAUUGGGACGAUCCUUCUUGGGGCAGUAGUGGCUCUGCCUGGGCCUUGAACAUCGCAAACUCAUCGCACGUCUACGGAUAUGGUGCCGGUCUUUACAGCUUCUUCAUCAACUACUCUCAAGACUGCAAAACGUCCGUUAACUGCCAGAAGUCUCUUGCUCUGGUGGAUACCGACAGUGUAGCGGUAUACCUUUAUGGAUUCAGCACCAUUGGAGCGACAACUAUGCUGACGGUUGGCGCCACAGAUGUUGCAAACCAUGCAGACAAUGUGAACGGGCUCCAAAGCACUCUCAGUCGCUGGUCCUCUUCCGUACAGGCUGGUGCACGGGUAGCCAGUAACGCCAAUUCUUCUAGUCCUGCUUCACGUUUGGUUGUGUAA
This is a messenger RNA of Mycena indigotica, 2481 nucleotides long. RefSeq lists its product as uncharacterized. The record is from RefSeq and is a predicted model, not a curated record. Gene Ontology annotation, molecular function: polygalacturonase activity. The transcript is spliced from 12 exons. Bases 1 to 2481 code for a protein of 826 amino acids. NCBI's taxonomy places the organism in Eukaryota, Fungi, Basidiomycota, Agaricomycetes, Agaricales, Mycenaceae.